AUGCCCACCGGCACCAUCCCUGCAGACUUUCACCCCGCCUUGCUUGUAAUCGACAUGCAAAACGACUUUUGUCCUCCGGAUGGCUCCCUGGCUGUGACCGGGGGACGAGAUAUCGUACCUUGCAUAAAUAAACUACUCUCUACCCCCGCUUUCGCCCUACGAGUGGCGACAAAGGAUUAUCACCCCACCGACCAUAUAUCGUUUGCCUGCAAUCAUCCCGCGCCCGACAACGUACCUUUCACUAGCUUUGCCCGCGUUAUCAACCCCAACAAUACGGAGGAGUCUUACACCACGAGGCUAUGGCCGGAGCACUGUGUCCAAGGCACCGACGGUGCCGAACUUGUCAAUGGGCUCAACAUAGACGCCGUCGAUCUGAUUAUCGAGAAAGGGCAAGAUAAACGGGUGGAGAUGUAUUCUGUAUUCUAUGACCCAUUCAAAGUCAGCGAAAGUACGGCCACGGCGGCACUCAAAGAGAAGGGUGUCACUUGGGUGUAUGUUGUUGGCCUGGCGUAUGAUUAUUGCGUAAAGGCCAGCGCGUUGGAUGCUAGGACCGAGGGCUUCGAGGUUGUUGUAGUGAAAGACGGAACCAGAGCUGUGGAUGCAUCGAAACAAAAUCUGGACGAGGUCGAUGAUCAACUCCGCCAGGCGGGUGUGAGGGUCGUGAGCAUGGAUGACGAGGAAAUGGGUUGGUUGUCUUUGUGA
Molecule: messenger RNA, 702 nt
Organism: Pleurotus ostreatus (oyster mushroom)
Lineage: Eukaryota; Fungi; Basidiomycota; Agaricomycetes; Agaricales; Pleurotaceae
Gene: PNC1
Product: NAD(+) salvage pathway protein
Exons: 2
Coding region: 1-702 (233 amino acids)
Source: RefSeq, a predicted model, not a curated record